GUAAGACUUGGUGCACGUCACAAAAAAGCGGCGUGACGUUGGAGCAGAGCCACGAUGACGCCGUACGAAAUAGUAGUCUGUCGUCGUCUUGGCUUGGCUAUGUGAAUCUAUGCUUCACUCACAUUAGGGGGAAACUUCACCGUGGUAGCGGUGUACACCACGUGCCGCUGCUCUAAGGAGUAGUCCUCGAUUUGUCGCUUAUCGUCCUGAGACUCCGCUCAGUGCUCCGAUCAGUGCGUCGGCGUCUCAGUCUCGCAGACGAUGAUGAUGUUGAUCUUCUUUUCUGAAUUCUGACGAGGAGGAGGCCAAGCGGGCCAAAUCGUCGUCGUCUCCUAGAGGGGAAGCUGUAACGGCUGAGAAAAAAGACCUAAAUUGUUUUAUAGUAUAUAUAUAUAUAUAUAUAUAGAUAAUUGUCUUUCUAGUUCCAAUCUCUCAACACGUUUUGCACUGCCUUCGUCCAUACCCCAACACCAGAAUAGUGGAAGACUAGUAUUGUCUGGAAGGUCGGAGCUCGAAUGUUAGGUACAAGAAUGUCAGAUACAAUGCAGAAGAAGCACAAGAAAAGAAAGGGUGAUCGUGGGAAGUAUGCUAAUUUAGAUGACAUUCCAGAUGAUAUCAUAGUUGGUAUACUGUCUCUGUUGCCGUUAAAGGAAGCAGUAGCUACCAGUGUCCUCUCAAGCCGAUGGCGGUAUCUAUGGAGGUUUACAAGAAUGUCUCUGGAUUUCGAUGUUGAUCAUGUAACUCCGAAGUAUGGCACCCUCACUUGUCUUAGUCAUGUAACCAAAUAUUUGAAUAAGAAUAGGAAAACCUACAUCAGGUGGGUUAAUGAGGUAGUAGACCAACACUCAGGAGCUAUCGAAUCAUUGAGGGUUUGCUAUUACUUGCGUCGCAGGCAUAAAAAACACAUUGAUAGGUGGAUUAGGUUUGGUUUGAGAUCUAAUGUACUUGAAAGGCUUGAGUUGGAUUUUUCAGAACGUUAUCCAUUUUGUAAUGACAUGAAGAGAUAUCUGUACAAGUUUUUCCCCAAUUUUUUUUGUGUGAAAUAUGUUGGAUUCAAGACCAUGAAAGUGCUUUCUCUGAGGCACGUCAGUAUACGUGGAGAAGAGAUUGAAUACUUGUUGUCAAAUGCCACCCUUCUUGAGCGAUUAGUCCUCGAAGAGUGCCAAAAUUUGUCACAUUUAAGAGUUUGUGGACAUUCACUUGCAUUGAAGCAUUUGGAGAUCGUUGCUACUGGCCGCAACUUGCGAAGGGUUGAAAUUUGUGAUUUAGUAAAUCUUGUCUCAUUCUACUUCAAAGGGGAUUUUAAGAACUAUGCUCGUAACUUCAUUCUCAGGAAUUUGCCUUUGCUUGUUGAUUUUCAUAUUGGUCCUUCCAAUUUUUACAGAGACCUCUUUUCUUACUUUUCUUGCUGGCUUCCUCAGAUUCAGUUUCUCAGAAUGACCGAUAUUCCUAAGAGAAAGGUGUACUCUAAUUAUGACUAUGAGUAUCCUAUAUUACCAAAUAUUAAGCGAGUACAUUACACAUUAGUUCACUGUGGAUUUGAAAACUGCGGUGGACUCCGCAAUUUACGUUUUAUAAUGAAAGCGUUCCCAAAUUUAGAGAGACUUGAACUACAUGUGCCAUCAGAUGAUCACUCUUACAGUGAUAGAAAUCGACAUAAUUGGCCUGCGGAAGUUCCAAAUUGCCCCCAUUAUCAACUCAAAGAAGUGGAAAUAUUUAGCUAUAAUUAUUUCUUAGGUGAUAUGGAGCGUGUCCUCUAUCUCAUAAAGCAUGCUGUUGCAUUAGAGAAAAUCAUUGUCAAUUGCAAGUGCAAUCAACGUCUAAAACGAUUCAAGACCAAGCAACAGUUAUUCGAAGCUGAAGAAAUUUCAAAAUCCCACGCAAUGACUCAACUUCAACCACAAAUUCCUUCUCAUAUUGAAUUUAUACUCCGAUAAUUGACAUUUAUUUAAUAGAUUUAUAUUUAUAAAUAGUUAAUUUCCUCUUCUACUUUA
Ziziphus jujuba (common jujube) is the source of this 1994-nucleotide messenger RNA. RefSeq names its product FBD-associated F-box protein At5g38590. The record is from RefSeq and is a predicted model, not a curated record. NCBI's taxonomy places the organism in Eukaryota, Viridiplantae, Streptophyta, Magnoliopsida, Rosales, Rhamnaceae. The coding region runs from base 516 to 1937 and encodes 473 amino acids. Gene Ontology annotation, molecular function: protein binding. The transcript has 6 exons.